Messenger RNA from Merops nubicus (carmine bee-eater), 4120 nucleotides. RefSeq names its product leukemia inhibitory factor receptor alpha (gene LIFR). The coding region runs from base 378 to 3380 and encodes 1000 amino acids. Gene Ontology annotation, biological process: cytokine-mediated signaling pathway. Lineage: Eukaryota; Metazoa; Chordata; Aves; Coraciiformes; Meropidae. Gene Ontology annotation, molecular function: protein binding; cytokine receptor activity. The transcript has 20 exons. The record is from RefSeq and is a predicted model, not a curated record. Gene Ontology annotation, cellular component: external side of plasma membrane; membrane.
CUUUCACAGGCUCCUGCAGCUGGGCACCUGCCAACAGUGCAAAUAACUGACCAGCUUGUUGGAAGAUGACAUUUAUUCCUGCUUGAAGCUGGUGUUCUGAAAACAAACAGUAGAAGAAUGAGGAAGAAUUCAAGCCUCUGCUGCCUUUUAGCACUAGCUAUUUUAUGUUUAAGAAGCUUAAUAUAUAGCCAAGAGAUCGGUUCUUCGGGGCACCCCAAGAAUUUGAAAUGUGUAACGCACAAUUUACGUAAAAUGAUCUGCACUUGGGAUGGCUCUUCUAAAGGAAGACAUGGACAAACUGACUUUUGCUACACUACCAAGUGUGUUUUAAAACUAAGGAGAAAAGGGUUGAGAUUCCAGUGCCAGAGAGUUCCAGCAUGGUGACAAUAACCACAAACAGCAUCGGUGGAACUGCUUUUGCUACCAAAGAAUUUGAAAUUCACAAGAAAGACAUCUCAUUUGCUCCUCUCACUCCACACAUUCUUAGUUUAACACCGGAAUUUUCAACUUCCACAUUAAAUAUGAAGUGGAGUGAUAAUGGAUCAGUCUUCCCGUAUGGACUAGAUGCCUUUUGGCAGAUUCAGAUAUUCCGUAAAGAAGCAAUGGAAAAAGUCACAGAAGUAACGUACUAUUCAAAACUUACUCAUGAAGACAUCAUUCUUUCUUGGAACUGGACAUCAGAUAUGCCUUUGGAGUGUACCUCGCACUAUGUGAGGGUUCGCUGUUACAUCAAUGCCACACAGUUUGAUGGCCCCAAGGAUUGGAGUGACUGGAGCCCAGUAGAAGAGAUCCCUGGAAAAGAUACUGAGCCAAAUGGGAGCGGGGUGUUUCCUCAGGACAGUGUGGUGGCAGUAGGUUCAGAUGUUACAAUUUGUUGUGUCCAUGAAGAAGGACAGCAGAUACAACGGAUGACUUAUGGAUCAGAAGUGUACCCAAUGAUACGUCUGAGCAGUCGGAGCAGUGCAAUCAGAGUGACAAAUGCCAGUGCUUCGGAUGCCAGUGGGACAAAUGUGGUGUGCCUACUGUCUGAAUAUAAUAUGGAUGGAACUGUCUUGUUUGUAGGAUAUGCCCCUGAUACUCCCCAAAAUCUCACUUGUGAAACACCCAACUUCUUGAUAAUAACAUGCACCUGCAAACCAGGCAGACCCAGUGGACUAUACGGAAUACGAGGGACAAAGUACAGUUUAUUGGAAAGGAUAUCUGGUAAAAAUGUUUCAUGUGAAGUCAGUGAAAAGAAAAGAGAAGGUGUCUGUGAGUUUCCAGUACUGGCUGACCGAAAAACCUACGAUUUCGUAUUAGGUGUCUCCAAUCCUAUCGGGCAAGCAGAGUCAUCGCUUUUGGUUGACUUAACUCAAAGAGUUCAUCCAAACACUCCAGAAAAAUUAACUGUUUCCAGGAUCAGCUCUUCAAGUGUCCGUCUACAUUGGUUUCUAAAUGGCAGCUUUGCUGAGAUCAGGCUUCUGUGUCAAAUUGAAAUUAGCAGUGGUCGCUCUGAGCCAAAAAUACACAAUGUCUCCAUGCCUGGUGGAAAAUUCUCAAUUUACACAGCUCAGCUGAACACAUUGCUCCCAUAUACCAAAUACCAAUUUAGGGUGCGCUGCUCGGCUGCUGACGACUUCUGGAGGUGGAGUGACUGGAGCAGGAUAGAGGAGUGUACAACACUGGAGGCCCCUCCUGCAAGAGGGCCAGAUAUCUGGAGAGAGAGGAGUGCAUCUGGAAAAAGUCUAAAAAUCUUCUGGAAGCCUUUAUCCCUUUCUGAAGCCAAUGGAAAAAUAGUGUCUCAUGAAGUGUCCUGCUACCUGCUAGAGACCCCACUGGAGUACAAAGAAGUCACCGAACCCUCAAACAGUACUGAGAUAAAACUUGGAAAAAAUGACUGUGUAAUUAGUGUUGUAGCCAAAAACCAUGCAGGCUCAUCUCCUCCUUCAAGGAUAACAAGUGUAGAACUUCCAAGUGACAAUGUCAAAACAGAUCGAGCUGUGGCAAUGGGGAAUGGAAUUUACAUUUCUUGGAAUUCCUACCCUAACAUGACCUGUGGCUACAUAGUAAAAUGGUGUCAUUCAUCUGGGUCUGAACCCUGUAGUGUGGACUGGCAGAAAUUUCCUUCAAAUACAACAGAUGCAGUGAUAAAGUCUGCUCUGUUUAGACCUGGUGUGAGAUACAACUUUUCACUGUAUGGCUGCAAAACCAGUGGAUAUCAGUUACUGAAAAACAUAACUGGGUAUACGAAAGAGCUGCCUCCAAAACGUGCCCCAAAUUUUACUGUAGAAGAAACUUCUUCGGAUUCUAUAUUGGUAAAAUGGGAAGAAAUUCCUAUUGAAGAUUGUCAGGGUUUUUUAGAGGGAUAUCGACUUUCCUUUGCGAAAGGUGAAAAGGAUCCUUUAAAGCCUAGGCUUUCAGAAUCAGGGAAUCCAGAACUUAAAGUUAAGAAUAUCACUGACUUAACAAAGAAGUCUUUGAAAAUACUUGAUCUUCAAGGCAAAACAAGUUACCAGCUGGACCUACAAGCCUACACCGCUGGUGGGUUGAGCCCUCCAAACAGCCUCUAUGUGGUGACAAAGGAGGACUCUGUAGGGUUAAUCAUUGCAAUUCUCAUCCCCGUGGCAGUGGUUGUGCUGCUUGGAGUGGUGGCCAGCAUCUUCUGCUACCGAAAGAGGGAAUGGAUUAAAGAAACAUUUUAUCCAGAGAUCCCAAAUCCUGAGAACAGUAAGGCACUGCAGUUUCAGAAGAACAUCUGUGAGGGGAAUAAGACUCUUAAGACACUGGAAAUGAACCCCUGUACUCCAAAUAGUGUUGAAGUGGUGGAAACACAGUCUGCAGCUCCCAAGAUUGAAGACACAGAGAUGAUGUCCCCAGCAGCAGACACCACUGUGCCUGAAGAUGGCUCUGAUUCAGAAACAGAGAACCAUGUGGUUGUGUCCUACUGCCCCCCUAUCAUUGAAGAGGAGAUCUCACAUCCCCCUAUGGAUGAACCUGUGGGAUCAUCUCAGGUGGUUUACAUUGACAUCCAGUCAAUGUAUCAGCCUCAGAUUAAACCAGAGGAGGAGCCAGAAGUAGACUUGGUGACUACUGCUGGCUAUAAGCCACAAAUGCAGUUGCCUGUCAGUGCUCUGAAAAUGGAGAGUCACUCACCUGCAGAGGAAGAGUUGGAUAAGACUGCAGGUUACAGACCUCAAGCAAACACAAAUGCCUGGAACAUGGACACGCCAGACUCUCCUGGAUCAGUUGAAAGCAACAAUGAAAAUGCAUCUUUUGGGAGCCCGUGCUCCAUUAAUUCCCGACAGUUUCUGCUUCCCCUGAAAGAUGAUGAAGACUCUCCCAAACCUAGUAACAUAGGAUGGUCCCUUACACACUUUUUUCAGAACAAAGCAAAUGAUUAACAGUUGUCACUGAACCCAAACCUGCCUUCUAAAUAAGCUCUUAUACUUGAUGUUGUAAAGAAAGGCAGAAGAGAAGUGCAAAAGGCAUGAAUUAUACUUGGAGACAGUCAGCAGAGGUUCUAGUGAGCUGAAUGUUACCAUGUUUAAGUUAGCAAAAGUGUUAAUGUUCCAUUUUAAUGGAGGCUGAGAGGCAAAAGUUAUAGCAGUUUAACUAUUACUCUAGUGAAAUACAUUGGAUAUAAGGGGUAUUGAGUUUAGAGCUCCUGAUAAUCACAAUCGAAGAACUCUGCCUACCUUCACAUAGUGCUCCAAGAUUAAUGUGGUCUGAAGCAACUUAGAACUUGGAAAGAUUGCUUUGCUUUACUGUAGUUGUACUCAAAUGUGCAUACUGAAAUGAUGCAGUCCCAACAGGUUUCCAUACUGAAGGUUUCAUGUAUCACAAACCUUAACCUAACAGGUGGAAACAAUGUGGUUGGAAACUGUUGAGAUCUUUUUUAUCUAGUUAUAAACAAAGAACAAAUAAGAGUGCUUUUUUUUUUUUCCCCUGCUCACAUAUGGAAGGGUAUUGUCACUCUUUAAUACUUUUGAAGCAAUGGCCAUUCAAAUCUGUUGCUUUUUAACUAGACACUAGUUUCUGUACCUACUGUAAAAUGUUUAUUCAGUGUUUGACUCAGGGGUACAUACUUGGGGAAAAAAAAGUGCAACACUGAUUUAAACCUCAACAAGAACUGCAUAAAGUU